Paramisgurnus dabryanus is the source of this 13561-nucleotide messenger RNA. NCBI's taxonomy places the organism in Eukaryota, Metazoa, Chordata, Actinopteri, Cypriniformes, Cobitidae. The record is from RefSeq and is a predicted model, not a curated record.
CACCCACAAUGCACCGCACGUCGUUCCCCCUCCCUAUGUGGCGCUUUCCCUCUUCUCUCGCCCUGAGUUUCUAUCUAUCGGUGUUGUUGUUGAAGCUAUGAUGGCGGCAGCGGGAUGCGGAUCAGCAACCGCGGCUGCCGUUGUGGGGGCGGGCGGCGUUGGUGCAGCGCGUGGACGCUUCCCCGGUCGGCCGUGGUCGUCGCGAAGCCGUUUGCGCUCGGAGAAGCGAUGGCAGCUCGGCCGCUCCGGGACAGAUCAAGACGAGAUCUCCUCCAGCGGAGGCCCGAGGCCCACCUGCCUGGUGUUCGCGCUGAACGAGGACCAGUCCCACUUGCGCCUGCUCGGGAUCGAGGCGAGCUACAAGAGCCUGGGGGAGGCUGGAUACAGCUCGAGCGGGAGCGAGGAGGGAGCAGAAUUUAAAGGCUUUAAAGUUGAAGAUGAAGACGUCAGUGUCCCAGUUUGCCCUGUACGAAAUCCUUGUAGACGUAAUCGUGCUUCAGCAAAGUCGUCGAAGAGGAUACGUCAAAGGAAAGCUCCUGCAAUGGCUGCGUUGGAAAACACAGGUUCACAAGAUCCUCAAAAGGAUUCAGGUUCUGCACAGCAACUACACAGUCAGCAGCCUCUAAAGAACCCUGUAGUAGAUGAUGGUGGUGGUGGUGGUGCUGAAGGAUCACAAAAAUCCUCUAAAACCAGAAGGAAAAGGGGGUCAAUAAAACAGGAGCCUCAAUCAGCUCCGAGGAUCACAAUCAAGUUGGUAACUAAAAAGACCACGGUCCCCUCAUCCCAACGUAAAUCUGGUAAAAAACGGAAGGGAAUAAAAUUCAAAUCUGAAAUUAUAGAGGAUCCAUGUACCCAAAUCUCAAGCUCUCAUGUGAAAUUAAAAACUAGCAUACCAGCCGUCGACUGCAAUAAUGGUGAGGGAAAAGAGGAGAUUUGUGCCAGAAGGCGAGGAAGAUCUGCAGACAAGAAAUUGGAAUCUGCUCCACAAUCGAAUCCUGAGAAUGCGAACAAUGAGCAAAAACUGAAGUUGAGGAAGUCGACACGAAAGUCUCAAAACUCACUGCCUGGUGAAAGCACAGAGCCAAAAACAGAUGACAAGCCAGAGCAGGAGGGCGCUGAAGUGAAUAAGCUUGUGAUUAGGAGGCAGCGCAAAAGGUUCUCAAACUUUGCACAGGAGUCUGAAAACCAGAGUUUGGCAGAGUCGUUGUUGGAAGUCUCGACUAUUGAAGAAUCCAGGUCGCCAUCAAAAAAGAAAAAGGAGAAAAGGAAGAAAAAGAAGAAGAAGAAAAGCAAGGACUCCGAAAGGACUCUGGAAUCUCAAUCAGGAAUGACUCCUGCGGAUGAUUCCCGUGAAAAGUUCUUCUUCAACAGUGAUUUUGUCGGAAUUCCAAGUUUGAAGUUGACCAGAAUACGCAACCCUAAAACCAGAUCUCGCAAAAAGCGCUGCAGAGUUGUUUGGACUCUUACGCUGGUCAAAACCAAAAACAAAGAUACCCAAGAAAACGCAAGUAAAACACAAGAAAGCCCCAUCAAAGAGGCAGGACCUCCUUCUGAUCCUGUUGAGGAAGAUGUUUCUACAGAAGCAGAAUCCACGUCCAAGGCUUCCAACACAUUGGAGGCUGACACAUCACAAGAGCAGCAAACCUUGGAGAUACCUUCCAAUGCUGAACUUUCUGAAAAUGCAGAGAGCCCAAAACCCACUGAGGAGGUUGAAGAGACCUCAAAGGAGGAAAAUGAGGAGGUCCUGGAAAGAUCUGAAGCUGAUACAGAAGCACAUCCUGAAGAGGCCACUCAGACGGACCCUGAAGAUCUGACAAGGAAAGAUAUCGUUCCUCCACUUCAAAUAAAGGUUGUCUGCUCCCCAGGAAAAAACAACAGUUUAAAGCAGUCCUUCUUGAUUCAGCAAGUCGCAACUUCUCCUGAAAUAAAGGAACUCUCUGCAAAAGCUGUAGACCAUCAGAUACCGGAGAAGUCGGAGAAUGUGUUGAAAAUUACUCCGGUCCACAGAAGGAGGAAUCGGUUACGUCAAAACACUGCCCGGAAGAAGCGUGGAAAACAUAAACACUGGACAAUAUACAGGCGUAAAUGUAAAACAGAUCUACCGAAAGAGAACCUUGCUUCUGAAAUUGAGACUCAGAUGGAUAAGUCUCCAGUAUCGCCAUCAACAGUGCCAGCACCUUCAGAAUCGAAACCAAAUAUGCAGUUGGGUGAAGCUGAGCAUAAAAGUGAACAAGGGUCCAUUUCACCUACUACAGAACCCCAUCCACCUGAAGCAUCUGAACCACAGGUCAUUGAACAAACUGUUGAAUCGUCACCAACCAGUCCUGCGCUUGUGACAGAGCCCCAAAAGGAGAUAAAAGUGGAGGAGAAACCAUCAACUGAGAUUGAAGAGGUUCUAGACGUAGAGGCUUCGGAGAGAGUUCAGCCACAGGUUCCUCGUCCCGUAAGGAGGCGAAUUAAACACGUCAGACGUAAACGUAGGUCUUUGAUUGGACGGAGGUUAAAAAAUCCAAGACUAAGGCAGAAAGAGUUAGUUGAGGUAGAAGUUAGUGAAGAUUGUCCUCCAAUGACGCCCUCAGAAGUAGAGGAGCCAAAACCAAUCAUUGUGUUUUCAACAAAAUGCAAGAGGAAACGAAUUUCUAGUCGUCGGUGUAUAGGAAGUAAAAGAAAACGAGUCAAGCUCCUGUCGAAGCCAUUGGAAAGCACCAGUGAAGAUCAGAUGUCUAAGCAGGGAGACACGGAUUCAGUGAGCGAGAAACCAGAUCAAGAUCAAGAGGUUCAGACCAGCAAGACCAAGUUCAUGAAAAAUAUCAGACAUUUCAUAAUGCCAGUUGUGAGCGCCCGCUCCUCUCGGGUUAUCAAAACGCCAAAGAGGUUCAUGGAUGAUGCUGGUAUGUCUGACCUGCCCCGCAAGAACUCCCAAAAGAAGCUGGGUCUGCAACCGAGAACAAAGAGACAAGAUUCUAGUGACAGAGGUGAGCCUGAAUCCCUUCAGUCUCAGGAUGAAGAUGAAGAUGAGGAUGUGAGUGAAACUCAGACCGAUCUUGAUUUGUCUUCCACCCUGGAAUCAAAACCCAAAUCACCCGAUGACAAUGAGGAUUUCGGUGUAGAAACACCUUCUGGAAAAAGGCGCUCGCUGCUCCGAGAUCCCGGUUUUAAAUGGGGAGUGCUGGAACCUGCCGGUGAGGAUGUGUAUACUUUUGAUGAAGACCUUGACAAAGAGCUGGAGACCUUGUUAUCUGCCAAAGAUUUUACAGUGGAUGCAUUACUCGGUCCUGUCCAAAAGAAGAAAAGGUCCACGAAAUUCAAAGCGCAAUCAUCGAAAUUGAAGUUAUACAAAAAGCUGAAACUCAAACAGAGUCUCGCAAAGCGCCAAAAGAUCCCAGCAGGUGAAAUUAAAAAAGUUGUUUCGCUCCCUGCCAAGGUAAAAAGAACGGCAGAAUUGGAAAAAGGUGCCAGUUUAAUUCAGUCUCUCAGAGACAUGAAGAGGGAAAAAGCCAAACUUAAGAUUGAGGAUCUCAACACCCCUGGGGUUGUUCGCAAAGUCUCCAUCUGUGUCCGAGCUCUUAGUUCCAAGUUGCUAGCGCAACACCAGACAAAAGACAUCGAAGAGGAUGAGCUGACAGAUGAAUUCUCCAUUCAUACAGACAUCUCGCUUCCCAACAAAUGUAAAGACUUUGAUAAACUGCAUCUUGCAGAAUCUAAAAGUCUGACUUCUGAGGAAGCUGCUGAAAACGCGGUUGACGUUGAAGAGAAAGUCGCCUCUCAUCGUCCUCGCCUUACAGGAGCUAACAAACGCAUGUUCAACCUCCUUAAGAAAGCCAAGGUCCAACUCAUCAAAAUAGACCAGCAGAAACAGCUGAAAUCAUCUGGGCUCUUGCCAGAAGGUAGGAUCACAGCAACAAAGAGGCAGAGACGAAAACCGAAGGAACGGCGUGAAAAUGCCUGUCCCGACAAGACUGAUGCCCCUUUAGAGCAGGAGCCUGCCAGAGGAGGACCGCGCAUUAAACACGUAUGCAGGGCUGCAGCUGUGGUUUUGGGGCAACCUCGUGCCAUAGUCCCGGAUGACAUCCCGCGACUGAGCGCGCUACCCCUGCACGAGAGAUCAGACAUAUCCCCUACACCUGCAGAGAAAGGUGUUGAGUCUCACUCUGAUCCAGAAAGCCCUGCAUUACAAGAACACAGAACGCCGAAGUUUCGCAAAAGUAGAGCUCAUCUGCUCGCGAGCCGAAACCGAAGGUGUGGUGAGUGUAAGGGUUGCCACCAUGAGGAGGACUGUGGCAGGUGCGUAAACUGCCUGGAUAAACCCAAAUUUGGCGGCCCCAACACGAAGCGGCAGUGUUGCGUAUAUAAGCGAUGCGAUGCGGUUGAGGCGCGAAAAGCCCGGAGACAGAGUGGGAAGGCCCCAAAAGGGAACAUGAAGAAGCGGCGUCCAUCCAUCAGUGCGGGUCUCUCGAGUAAUGAGGAUGGCGAGGGCGCAGAUGGAAUCGGGCGGACGUUUCCUACCGCAUUGGGCGACAGCCCAUCUGUACGCAAACAGCCACGUCGACACGUCAAACCGCGUUCCUACUUCGACCUGCUGGAUUACGACUCCGACUUCGAUUGGAUUGGUGCCUCGAACUCCACCUCCCCCGGCCGCAGGAAAACUCCUGGAUUUCGCAACGCAGAUUUUGUGUCGUUUGAUGACUUCAUCGGGGACGCUUUUGAUGAAGGAGUGCGACAUCGCAGGCCUGGUUUCCCUAAGGUUCCACCCAUCAGAAGGAAAACAGAGAAGAGUCCUCAGGAACAGACUCCACCCAGCGUUCUUGCUGCUCUAGCCAACGGUUUUGCCGAAAGAGAGACGGAGCCCGAGGAACCCACGCACAAGAUCUGUGUGGAUUUUAAGGAGGACUUCAGUCUGGAAAGCGCUUGGGUCACGGGAGGUCUAAGUAUCCUGACUUCUCUCCCUCUUGUGCCUCAGUACGUCUGCCUGCUGUGUGCCAGUAAAGGCCAACAUGAGAUGCUGCACUGUCAAGUAUGCUGUGAGCCUUUCCAUCGGUUCUGCUUGGAACCAUCCGAGCGCCCCCUGGAGGAGAACAAGGAGAACUGGUGUUGUCGUCGCUGCAAGUUCUGCAGGGUCUGCGGCCGCAAGAACAAAGAAACCAAGCCUCUACUUGAAUGUGAAAGGUGUCAAAAUUGUUACCACCCUGCCUGUCUGGGUCCCAACUACCCCAAACCCAACAAACGUAAAAAGCUGUGGGUGUGUAUGACCUGCAUAAGGUGUAAAAGUUGUGGCGUGACUCCAGGAAAGAGCUGGGACACGGAGUGGAAUCACGACAAGGGGUUGUGUCCCGACUGCACACGAUUAUUUGAUCAAGGAAACUACUGCACCAUGUGCUUCAAGUGCUAUGAAGAUAAUGACUAUGACAGUCAGAUGAUGCAGUGUUCCACAUGUAACCACUGGGUCCAUGCUAAAUGUGAAGGGCUGACAGAUGACCUUUAUGAAAUCCUGUCCAGUCUGCCCGAGAGCGUGGUGUACUGCUGUCAGCCAUGCUUACAAUCCCACCCUGAUGGAGAAAUCAAUGGAGCUGGCUGGAGGGAAGUGCUUCAACAGGAGCUCAGGGCCGGCCUGGAGAAAGUGCUGUCUUGCUUGCUUAGCUCCACCCUUACCAACCACCUGGUCACCUGCAAGGGGUGUGCUGCGCUGGGUUCUCCUAACACUGUGACUGAAGCUUUGCCCGUUUGUGACCUUCACGCUGUCGGAGUGAAGUUUGAGGAAGGCUUGUACACGUCCCUGAAAUCUUUUCAUGAGGAUGUGAUAAAAGUGAUUUGCCGUCACAUUGAAGAAGAAGAAGGCCUUCCAGAGGAUGAAAGACCCACUGCUCUGGCCCGCUCCUACUAUCUGACGCUGAUCGAGGAAGCUUACAGUUGGUUCAACAGUCAAGACCCUAAAGUGUGGGAUCCACGUUCCAAACAUCUGCCUGCUGGUAUGCUUUCACAUGCCGUGAUGCCUCCAAACUAUGAGCAUGUUUAUGCACAGUGGCGUGAGACGGACAGCUGCGAUAAAACUGGGGAUGACGCUUCGCAGCUGGUUGGAGGACACGUUGAUAUUAAAAUGGGAGAAGGGUCGGAUCUUUCCACACCUUUGGCCCAUAACACCAGCAGGAGUUGCUAUAUGGACAUGAGUGCGUUACGACUGAAGCUGAAAGGGAGAAAGGGUCGACAGUCUAAAGCAGACCUAGACACUGGUUGGUCAAAAGAAGAUGAAAGGCAAUGCGCGCUGUGCCAAAAAUAUGGGGAUGCAAAAGCCAAUGAUGCAGGUAGACUGCUUUAUCUGGGGCAGAAUGAGUGGGCCCAUGUGAACUGCUCCAUGUGGUCUGCGGAGGUGUUCGAAGAAGAUAAUGGCUCACUUCUGCACGUCCAUAGUGCUGUUGCUCGAGGUCGUCUGAUGCGUUGUGAACGAUGUAACCGAACUGGGGCGACUGUGGGUUGCUGCCUUACUUCAUGCCAGAGCAACUACCACUUCAUGUGUGCCCGCCACCGCAACUGUGUCUUCCAGGAUGAUAAAAGAGUCUUCUGUCACAAGCACCGGGACCUUAUAAGUGGAAAAAUUAUCACUGGUCAAGGGUUUGAAGUGCUCCGGAGAGUUUAUGUGGAUUUUGAAGGGAUAAGUCUUCGCAGGAAGUUUUUGACUGGAUUAGAACCAGAAUCAAUCAAUUUAAUGAUAGGUUCUUUACUAGUUGAAAAGCUGGGAAAGCUUAGUGAAUUAUCGGCAUGUCAUGGGAAACUUUUCCCUGUGGGUUAUAAAUGCUCUCGCUUUUAUUGGAGUACUGUAAACCCCCUUCGGCGCUGCAAAUAUACAUUUCGUGUUCGAGAUGUCCGACCCCCUGUUCAGGAAAAACCAGUGGAAGAGCUACCCAAUCAGGGAGAAAAUUGCACAAUUGCCCACAGCCCGUGCUCCCAGUCAGAAUCUGAAGCUCAAGGAGCAGACUUUACCCCUACAAAUCCUUCCACUGAAAGAGAUUCCACCUCGGUAUCUGUUUUUGCCAAACCGGACUUCGGUGCCCGACCCAAAAUCUCUUUAUACCCUCAGAACAGAAGACCUGCUGGAGGGCUGUCCAGACCACUGCCUUCUCCAGGAGCGGCCCCGUCCAAGCCUCACCACAUCUUGACUAUUAGUGAUUUGGAUGACACUCGAAGGCCACGGCGGCAUAGCCCACACUCUCAGAAUAGUGGUACCCGCAGUCACAUGACGUCCCCUACUCUUGGAUCCCCAGCAGGCCCAAUCACAUCUAGAGCCGGUGGAUCCCACCACCAUAAAACCUCCCAACCUUCCUCCCCAGUUUUUCCUCUUGGUGCUACUGAAAACUUGCUGACCUCUUCAUCAGCUCGCUCUGUUGGUCGAAGUGCUUCCUCAGUCCGGGGUUCUGGAAUAUUGAUGCCCCAUUCUACCUCAGGACUGUUCUCACAGUCCACAUGGCAAGGUGGCAUUAGCGGUACACCAUGCACCAACCGAGCCCUCAGCUCUCCCACCCAUCUGUCCACAAGACCACGACCUUUUGAGUUCAGUCACUUAGACUCUGUAGAACUUCCACACAAUUUCAUAGCAUCACCACAAGAAUAUCCAACAGAAAAUGGUGCCUUGCCUUUAGGAGAUCCUUUAGGUAUGCAAAAAGUCAAUCAUCUAGUAAGCGACAAGGAUUUCCCUUACCCUUCCUUUCACUUAGAGGCAGACCUAACUAUUGCACCGGAGCUAAAAACUGAGCUUGAAAUUGAAGAAACUGUCCUGAAUGAGGGAGUAGCUAUGAACUGCAGUGCGCAAAUUGUAGUUGGUGAAGAAAGCCAGGAAGGCUUUUGGGUCCCAGGAGAGGAGAAGUCAAAAAUGUCUGCUCCCAGAUUGACUUGUUCAGUUGACCCUUGUAGGCAAGACUGGGACAAUAGUUCGUCUGAUGAAGACAUGGAAAACUACUUUAAUUUCACUCGCACUGUGGUUAGUCGCAAGGCUCCAAAAGAUGCCUCUCUGACACCUACAUCUCCAUCUCUGAGGCAUAUUUCACAACUUGAUGGUGUAGAUGAUGGGACAGAGAGUGAUACAAGUGUGGCUAACACUGAUAACCAGAGAAUGAAGAAAUUGAAUCCGGUCCAAAAGCCACACAAAUCAUUUAAUCCUGAACCUCAUGAACAGACAGCCAGCAAUGGGCUCUGUUUAGCUUUUCCAAGUCCUGUUUCUAAUAUUUCAUUAAAUAGAUGUUGUUUAGAACCCAUGUCCAAUCCUGUUGACACUCUUGCCUCAGAGGCUGUUGUUGUUUCUGAUUCUUCUACAGUAACUCAACCAUUGCAUUCAAACCCUUUGUUAUUUUUACCUCCACAAGACUCCACUUUGACUAAUUUUGUAGACCCUAAGUGUUUAAACACAGCAUUUUCUGCAUACAGUGAAGAUUACCAAACAUCUAGUUUAGUUUUUGACCCAGAGACACCCCUGAUCCUUGAGAGAUGUGAUCCACCUUUACCCAAUGCAAGUUUCACGGAGCUGGUCCCAGUUCAGGAAUACUCUACUGUUGAACCUCAAAAAGAGUCAAAGGAAAUUUACUUGGAUCCUAGUAGUGGGCACUUUGUAUCUACCAUGGAUGGCUCUACAGUUUACCCAAACAACUUGCCAGAGGCUAUUUCUGACAUUCUUACUUUGGGCCCAGUUAAUGGAAUUCAGGCUCCACUGCAUCAAAUUCCUGUUCCUUACACAGAGUUACCUAUAUCUGCAUCAUCUGUUGAACAUUUAUCCUCUGAUCCCACUGUUCAAAAUCCCUUAACAACAUUUUCAAACCAGGCACCUUCUUCAAAUGUUAAUUUGUAUCCUGUCCAAACUCCUGAGGGUAGGAUGGUUUUGCCUCCCAUGGAGAGUUUCAGAACCAAGCUGCAUCCACCGGCAGACCCAAAGCAUCCAGCCCCUUCAGUUCCUGGAGGCGCAAUGCCGUGUGUUCCCACAAAUUUGCCACAGAAACCAGAUUCAAUGCUCUCUGUGCCAUCAGCCACUGGUGUACCCCCUGGGACUUAUGAACCAGUUUCUGCCACAGAGUCUGUCUCUUUGUAUCCCAUUUACUCACAGCCCAUUGGUUCUACAACAGUAGGCGAAGUUUUGUUAUCUCCAUCUGUAACCUCUCAAACAUCAGCUCAGUGCCAAUCAACGCCAGGUGCCAUUGAGCCAGACUCUGCUCCAGGUGUCAUUAAUGGGUACAACACCAUGCCUAUGCAAAAAGAAACUGGCCCAGGACGGACAAUUUCCAUAAAUUUCUCAACCCCCAGAACAACAUCGGAACCUCAACAACAGUUGGUUACCCAGGCAUUACCAGGUCACGCUAUUCUCACUGUAAAAGAAGUGGGUGGACCCAAUGUGGAUCCCACCCCACAUGUUUUACUAGUCAAUCGACUGGGUCAGAUUUUUGUCAAGAACCCUGAGAGCAACACCUUCCAGCUUCCAACUCCAAAUUCACCUUCUUUCAAUUGCGUCACCCAAAUUGCCAGCCUCUUGCAAAGCAAUGCCUUGUCAGCGACACUUGCUGCAGCUAGUACCUUGUCCACAGUGGCCGGGCCCACCAUUCCAGCACAAGUCCCCCAAAUUGUGACUCCGAUAGUACAGACCUCUAACACCAUUACCCAGCUACUCACUACCAGUAGCAACGGGUCGGCAUCAUUACCAGCUGAUGCUAAGAAGCCUCGUAGGAAUGCCAAAGCUUCUUUAGAUGGUUCCACAGCAGGGAUGAAGAAACCACGGACAAAGAAGGAUUCUUCCACACCUAGGCGGCCCAAAUCUGCUCCCUCAAGCAAACAGUCUGCAGGUCAAGUUACAACUUCCUCAGAUGUCUGUAAUCAAGCGGAAAGUGCUCAAGCUAUCAUCAACCAGGCUAUGGCUGGUUAUUAUGACCCCAACAAGACUGUUUUUAGCAUCUCACCACCACAUAACACUACCCCUGCUGGCCGGCCUCAAACAUUUAGCUCAGUAGUUUUACCCGAAGAUCUCCUUGUUGAACCAAAAGCAGUAGCUUCUCCACCAUCUCCACCAGAAGCAGCACCUCGACCAAAGCAGGUUCGAAUGAAAAGAGUGUCCUCUCUUUCUGACCGAAUUGCCACCAAGAAAUCAAAAGCAGACUUUUUAGAAUUCGAUCGCCUUAGUGGAUUGGAAGAAGCACGCAGGUCUAGCUCACUAUCAGCAAGAUAUGGAGUUCGAAUCAAAACACCAACCGUCAAGGGAAUACUCGAUCUGGAUAAGCUAAAUGAAGAGCCAAGUAGUGACUCAGAGAGUGCAAGGUCUGGUCCUUGGGAUCGUCUCUCAUUGUCUCGAGUUGGAGACGGCAACAAACCAGCAAAUUGGGAUUCUGCUAAUCGCAGUGCACUAACUGACUGGAACAAAUACUCAGGGAUGCCGUCUUGCUCAGACAAUGAGUUUCCUCCAUCAGACAGUGAAGAAGAGAGUCCCCCUAAUCGUGACCAGCCCCACCUACGCUUUGAGAUCUCAAGUGACGAUGGCUUCAGUGUAGAGGCAGAGAGCAUUGAAGUGGCUUGGACAGCUGUUCUCGAUAGAGUCCAGGAGACCCGUGCCGUCGCCGGUCUAAGACAGCUUUCUUUCUCUGGGAUAACUGGGGCUCGUAUGAUGGGAAUGCUGCAUGAUGCUGUAGUUUACCUUGUGGAACAGCUUGAAGGGGCCAAACGUUGCCAUCGUCACACUUUCCGCUUCCAUAAGCAACCCAGCCAGGAUGACGAUUUGCCUGUUAACCCGAGUGGCUGUGCACGCUCUGAAGUCUACUUGAGAAAGUCAACCUUUGAUAUGUUUAACUUCCUGGCGUCUCAGCACCGGCAGCUUCCUGACACUGAUCUGUAUGACGAAGAGGAAGAUGAGGUUCUUCUCAAAUCAACCAGACGUGCGACGAGUUUGGAGUUGCCAAUGGCGAUGAGGUUCAGACAUCUAGAAAGAACUUCCAAGGAAGCCGUCGGUGUUUAUAGGUCUGCUAUUCACGGAAGAGGUCUUUUCUGCAAGCGAAACAUCGAGGCCGGAGAAAUGGUCAUCGAGUAUUCAGGCAUCGUCGUCCGAUCGGUUCUUACAGAUAAGCGCGAGAAGUAUUACGACGGAAAGGGCAUCGGAUGUUAUAUGUUCCGCAUUGACGACUUUGACGUGGUGGACGCCACCAUGCACGGCAAUGCGGCGCGCUUCAUCAACCACUCCUGCGAGCCUAACUGUUACUCCCGGGUCAUCAACGUCGAGGGUCAAAAGCACAUUGUCAUCUUCGCCCUGCGCAAGAUCUACCGCGGUGAGGAGCUUACCUACGACUACAAGUUCCCAAUAGAAGAUGCCAGCAACAAACUCGGCUGCAAUUGUGGUGCCAAGCGCUGUAGGCGCUUCUUAAACUGAGCAUUGACGGAGGUCUAAGUAGGCGAUUUCUUCUGGGAAAAAUAACAAGAGUCAUUGCAUUCAUUCGAAGUUCAUCAGUUUUGUGUUACUGAGAAAUGGAAGACCAACUUUUCUGAGGAGAAAAUUUUAAAAACGCUCCACCCUGUUUUCAUUAUAUUCCAGUAAUUUGACAUAAUACGGUGUGCAGAAAUGUUGUCAGGCCUUCAAAUAAGUUCAUGCCGUCAGGCCUUCAAAGAAGAUCAUGCUGUGAGCUGCAUCCUUUGCGGUAAUGCGACAUCUGAAGAGUUACUGUUUAAGAAACUGAGCUUCUUGAAGUCACCUUCUUGAGUCUUGUUUUUAGCCCGCUGUCAAGCAGAUCUAGAUUAAGGAAAUGACAUCUGUCACUACUUCCCCUUCAGCCCACUAUAAAGCGCUGUAAUAUCAAGUUCUCAACAAAAACGCCUCUGUGCAUGUGGAAAAUUGUGUAGUGAGGAGCCCAUAACGCAUCACAACAGUGACGACACUCUGUAAAAACAUUCAUGUUAGUAAUGAAUGAUAUAGACGUAUAAUUCAGAAUUGUGCUUUCAUACCAGAUCACACAACAGGUUGAGAUGGGACGACUCAGGACGACACUGUAGAACCGGUCGGUUCAUUCCUCGCGCGUGGCAAGGCGGUACUUGAUGCGUUUCGUUGCAUUUCAUUUAACACAUCUUGAAAACAUCGAAUGUCUUGGGCGUGAUCGUUUUCUGGCUAAUUUUUAUUAUUAUUUAUUUUUCUUCAUCUUUACAGGAAGCUGACUUCGUUUUUCCGCCAAAAGCUUGUUCUGUUUUUUUUGGGCUUAUGCUGUAUCGUAAUACUCUCUCUAGGUGGUUUUAUCCUCCUACUCCACUUGAAAGCCUUAUGGUGCUAUGCUUAUAGUCCUGAAUAAGAGGAAAAACGUAGUUUUCUUGUCGUGUUAGAGAACUGGUAAACAUAAUGGCAAACAAAACUAACAUUCUUUGUAGUAAACGCGUGCACGUGUGUUCGUAGUAGUUUCACCCUACACCAACGACAACGUUUUGGCACGUUUGCGAUUCGUACUUCUUGGUAUUUAAUUUUCUUUCAAAACAAGAAGAAAAUCAUGCCUGGAAAGUAUAUAAAUAUAUUUUUCUUGUUAUCGUGUAGUAGGACACUACUUAAGCUCAUUAAACGCAUCCUCAAAGCAUCCAAGCUUUGAAGGUGUGAUGUCAUCGUGGAUUCUUCCUGCAAUAAAAGAAAAACGUUUUUUUUUUUUUUUGCCACAGUUGCACAUACGACUGGAGCUGUACGUUUAUCGAGUGUCUUACAGCGAUAGGACCUCGGAGGCGAUGUAUACUGGUGACUUUAAAAAUGUCAUGACUGCAUUAUAUUGUUCAGCAGAAAUAUAUCUAUAUAUAUUUAUAGAAGAGUUAUUGAAACGAUUUUCAGCAGAUCAGUGACCCGGCGCUAGAGUUGGUUCUUUACAUAGGCCGGUGCCGUUGUUUAUCUUAGAGUAUAAAAGAUGUAGGCUUGUUCUAUUUAUUCCCGUUUGUCUGUGCUUUGUAUGUGACCAAGGUCUUAUCGGAAAGUUUCUUCAGGGUGUUUAUUAUUUUUUUUAAACGUUUCCCUUCUUUCUUUAACUUGAACGUUGAGGACGAGUUCUUGCAAUGUGGCCUUUUAAAGAGGUGAUGUUGUAUUUUUUUAAACGAUCUUAGUUGUAGAUUUUAUUUGACCCCCAUCGCGAUGUCGUCUCCUGCUUAUUUUGUUGUUCCUGGGGGAUUUCCAUCGGAGAGCAAACAUUUGAGAUUUUAAUCAACCCUCCCCUGACUUGCAAGGAUUCUACCUCAAGCUGUUCAACUAACGUCAACUAAUGCAAAUCUAAUGAGAAUAGAGCGUUGCGUGGUCUGUGCUGUCAUGCAGAGAUGGAUGUGUGCAAUGAAGGAUGCAAUGCACUCGUCAGCUCCUCGUGUGAUGAUGCGUCUCUCAGAGCUUAUUGAGAAAAAUCUGUCUGUUCCUGUGUAGGUUAUUUUAAAAAAAACAUUGUUGAAAGACUUAAAAAUGAGUAAAUGUCUUUGCUACCUUGUACAAAUGAACCCUAAGUUUGUAAAUAGUUGUAUACAUAUUUCUAAACCUGUUUAAUUUUUCUAUGCACUUUUUUAUUUAUAAUGUUUUUUGCUUAAUAAAGAUGUAAAAUGUUUGAACAAA